AUGCCCCAGAUCACGAACCUUCGAUUCGAGCGCGCUCAAGCUCCUUUCCUCGGUAUCGGCUGCUCGAGGCCGCGAUUGUCCUGGUCCUUCUCGUCUACCGACAACGACGAGCAGGACUGGACACAGACCGCCUAUGAAGUGAAGAUUGCCAGGGGGAACGUUGGGGUGGACGCUGAUGCUGCAUUUCCUAAUUGCACGAUUCAGUCUGGCGACAACCUCUUUGUUCCAUGGCCCUUCGCCCCGCUGUCUUCUCGAGAGCGAGCCGUAGUAUCUGUCCGUGUCCAGGGCUCUACCCGGCGCUCAAGGGAGUCUCGCUGGUCGGAAUGGAUCCAGGAACCGAUCGAGAUCGGCUUGCUGAGCAAAGCCGACUGGUCUUGUCACAUGAUUUCCGGAGAGAUGCAGGACAGCGCAAAAGCAAAGAGGCCAACAAGGUUCCGUACCACUGUCGAAAUCCGAGCCAACAGAAACUUGAAGACUGCGAGACUGUACAUCACCGCCCUCGGCGUCUACGAAGCAUACAUCAACGGUCAGCGAGUUGGCGAUCAAUAUUUGGCUCCCGGCUGGACCGACUACCGAUUCCGAAUCGCUUAUCAAGUCUUUGAUGUCGGUCACUUAGUGAAGCCCGGCAAGAACGUCUUGGCAGCUUGGGUGGGAGAUGGUUGGUAUUCAGGUCGUUUUGGCAUAGAGUCUGGCGAACAGAGGAACAACUACGGCGACAGGCUCGGCUUGUGGGCGCAAUUGGAGAUCGAUGGGGUAGAGAUUGCGAGAACUGAGGCGGAGAGCGGGAGCUGGCAGUGGGCAUUUGGGAGCAUUCUUCAGAGCGAACUUUACAAUGGAGAGACCUGGGAUGCGGAUCAGGCAUUGAGAGAACAAGGCUGGGACUCGGCAGACUGUGGGACAGCGGACAUGUCAGCAUGGCAACCGGUCGAAUCGCUUCCGUCGAUUCUGGAUACAAUCACCAGCAUCGAUUCUCCACCGGUCAAGGAACAAUUGAGAAUCCCAGGGCAAGAAUUGUUGAGAUCCUCAUCUGGUCGAACCAUCAUCGAUUUUGGUCAGAACCUCGCCGGAUUUGUUUGCAUCAAGUCUGUUCCACCUGAUAGCUCAUCGCGGAUUACGUUGCAGCAUGCCGAGGUCCUUGAGCAUGGAGAGCUGGGUGUCAGACCGCUACGAACUGCUAAAGCGACGGAGACGAUAACUCUUUCACCUCAAAGUGGACAUCUAGUCAAAGGCUACUCCCCAAAGUUCACCUUCCACGGCUUCCGCUACGUGCAGGUCGACGGAUGGGAUGGGGUCAGGCCUGAGGAUAUCGAAGCCGUUGUGAUACAGUCUUCGAUGAGACGUACUGGCACAUUCGAAUGCUCUCAUCCUUUAAUCAAUAGACUUUACCAGAAUGUUGUUUGGUCCACAAUGGGUAACACGAUUUCUGUCCCAACAGACUGUCCCCAACGAGACGAGCGACUGGGUUGGACAGGAGACAUUGCAGUGUUCACACCUACACUCUCGUACAUGUACGAAGCGGAUGGCUUCUUGUCUUCCUGGCUCAAGGAUUUGGCAGACGACCAAGCUACUCCAGAUCUGAACGGCAACGUCGCUGUCGUCAUUCCCAACAUCCUGAAAAAAGCAUCCAACAAGCCUUUCGCAAUCUGGGGCGACUCUGCCGUUACCGUACCAUGGGAUCUGUACCUCGCUACUGGUGAUACGAAGAUUUUGCAGGAUCAAUGGCCAUCAGCACGAAUGUGGCUCGAUCAAGGGGUCUUGAGAGACGCAAAGGGUCUAUUAUGGUCAAAACAGCAUCCUCAGCUUUCAGACUGGCUCCAUCCAGCCGCUAGUCCCCGCCGUCCAGCCAUCGGACCAACGGACAAUCACCUAGUCGCGGAUGCCUGGCUAAUCGGUACGACACGAAUGGCGGUCAAAUGGGCCGAAGUCAUCGAGGACGACAAGGCGGUUAAACAGUACACGGUGCAGAUCCAGAAUAUGAUCGAAGAGUUCCACAGGCAGUACGUCACACGAGAUGGAAGGAUCCUCAGUGAUACUCAGACGGCCUUGGUUCUCAUAUUGCACUUUGACGUCUUCCCGCCGCCACCCUCCAGUUCCAUCUUCUCGCUAAGCUCCCCUUCGAGUUACAAUCCUGAGAAGCAUCGCCAACAGUUGCAGCAGCGUCUAGGAGAACUUGUCCGUCAGGAUCUGUGGUCUGUAUCCACUGGUUUUGCCGGGACACCGCUAGUCCUCAGGACGCUUGCCGCCUCUAAGCUACACCACCACGCGUACAGGAUGCUGCAGGGUGGGACCAGUCCCUCUUGGCUGAGCUGCGUUAAAUUGGGCGCCACCACCAUCUGGGAGAGAUGGGACAGUAUGCUCGCAGACGGAACCAUUAACCCAGGAGAGAUGACCAGCUUUAAUCACUACGCCCUUGGGUCAGUCGCUCAGUUCCUGCAUGAGACAACUGGUGGUCUCAGCCCCCUGGAGCCGAGCUGGAAAAAGGUCCUCGUCGCCCCCAUGCCAGGAGGCACGAUUCGUUCAGCAAAAACUUCCUUCGAGGGACCUCAUGGUCUUGUCUACUGCGAGUGGGCCAUCAACGUCGGGGCCAAAAAUGGUCAAGUGCUAGUUGUGAAGACUGAAGUACCACCCAAUACUACCGCCAUCAUAAGGCUGCCAGGCUCCUCAGAUGUCGACGUAGGUAGCGGCAGGCGGGAGUACACAGUCCCAUGGGAAGAUGAUGUUCGCUUCCCUCCCAAGCCAUUGGAGGAUCCGUUCAGCUCUCCUACCAUCGAUGUCUUCAUCCCAUAG
This is a messenger RNA of Kockovaella imperatae, 2787 nucleotides long. RefSeq names its product bacterial alpha-L-rhamnosidase-domain-containing protein. Gene Ontology annotation, biological process: carbohydrate metabolic process. Lineage: Eukaryota; Fungi; Basidiomycota; Tremellomycetes; Tremellales; Cuniculitremaceae. The record is from RefSeq and is a predicted model, not a curated record. The transcript has 2 exons. The coding region runs from base 1 to 2787 and encodes 928 amino acids.